CCGGAGGAGGUAUGGGCGGGCCGGCGACGCGAAAGUGGAAAGGCGGAAGUGGAGGCCGAGACUUGGGCCCGGAGUUUUGUUUAAUCUGAAGCAGUGAAGAGAAGUGGAAUAAGAGUUGGGAGAAGGGCGACGCCGUUGCCGCCGACACCGCCGCCCUUGUUUGCUCCGUUGCCACCGUUUCGAACUUGCUGAUAGCGGCCUCUGAAGUCUCAGCCUUGACGCAUCACUUCUGCUGUUGAAACUUGGAACGUUUCUUCAAGCCUCUGCACUUUAGGCCAUGACGGGUCGGGGUAACGCGGCUCGAUCCAAUGGACCAGCCGCUGGGAACAAAAUCUGUCAGUUUAAAUUGGUGCUCCUGGGCGAGUCAGCAGUGGGUAAAUCCAGUCUCGUUUUGCGCUUUGUGAAAGGACAGUUCCAUGAAUACCAAGAAAGCACAAUUGGAGCUGCCUUUCUAACGCAGACAGUCUGUUUGGAUGACACAACUGUUAAAUUUGAGAUUUGGGAUACUGCCGGACAAGAGAGGUAUCACAGCUUGGCACCAAUGUACUACAGGGGCGCGCAAGCUGCCAUUGUGGUCUAUGAUAUAACCAACACAGACACAUUUGCACGGGCGAAGAACUGGGUAAAGGAACUGCAGCGACAAGCCAGUCCGAAUAUAGUGAUUGCAUUAGCUGGGAACAAGGCUGACCUUGCAAAUAAGCGAGCAGUGGAAUUUCAGGAAGCACAAGCAUAUGCAGAAGACAACAGCUUGCUGUUCAUGGAGACAUCAGCAAAGACUGCAAUGAAUGUGAAUGAAAUAUUUAUGGCCAUAGCCAAGAAGCUGCCGAAAAACGAGCCUCAGAAUGCAGGUGGAACCUCGGGCCGAACCAGAGGUGUGGACCUCCAGGAGACCAGUCCGCAAAAUCGGAGCCAGUGCUGCAGUAAUUAAGCUGGUAAUUGCAGGUGUCCUCACAAAACCCGACCGGAAUCCCCUUUUACCACUCGCACUUACCGCAAGAGCGGCUGCAGAUCGCUGCAUUGAUUCUUCACACCACUCCAAUCAUCCAGGAGGAAGUUCACCAACACUUUUUCCAUAUGAAAUUUUAAGUCUUAAUCACUUAAUAUCAACCUUUAGCUCUUCCCUUCUAAUUCCAGCGGCGGAUGCAUGCACCAGUUACUUUGAGCCAACUUUACCUGGCAAUUCCUUCAUUUUCAGACUCUACAAUCUUGUAUAUUAUUCUGGAGAGCGAAGAUUAAAAAAAAAAAAUAGAUUAGGUGUCUUUGUGAAAAUCUGCCUAAAGAACUACUUAGUAUGCAACCCCUCCAAUAAACAUUAACAAAUUAAUUUAACAAGGGGAAUCAGCGGUUAAAUGCUCGUGGUUUUGACCAAAUCACAAUUAUGAAUUUUGAAAAAGAUCUCUGUAUUUGUAAUGUAAGUUUUCUUUGUAUUCAAUCAGUAAACCAUUGUCCAUACAGCACCUUCCAAUAUAGCUGUUUUGUUCUUCCUCUUUGUGUUCGGAUAGCAUGGAGUUUUCUUUUUGGUUUCAUGUGUUAUGCACAAUUCUGUUCAAAUCUUGCAAUAAUUGUAAAUUUCAAUGUCCAUGGAGGUGAUGUGAUGUCCCUAAUGUUAGCAAUUGCAAUCUUACACAAUGCUCGGAUUUGUGGUGUUCAGUCGUGCUAACACUGUUGGCAGUGAAAGAACAAGUUUGUCUGUGUGAGAGAUACCAGUCUGUAAUAAAACAAAUCUGUAAUUUGACAAAUAAAAAUAGAGGGAGGUAUAAAUUAACUCCAGCUUGUAUUUGUUCUAUAAAGACAUCUAACUUAAUUAUCAACUCCAUUGCAAUUGCAUUACUUAAAGUAUUACAAGUGAUGUCAGGUAAACGACAAUGUCAUUUGUGUAUUGAAGUAUUAACUUUACAACCUUUGCAAAUGAAUAAGGGUGAAAGUCAAGAGUAUAUGCUUCAAGAACAAUAUUGCACACUGGAAUGUUUUUGACAUCUUCAGAUGUUGCUGCCAGCUCUUUUGAAAUGGGCUAAUGUGACAGAUUUGGAAUGUUAUAAAUUUGAAAAAGACUUUUUAAACUGGUAGUGAUAAUGAAACCCAAUGUCCUCCGACUGAAUAUAUUUUGUUUUCACCAGCUUCCGUAAUUAGUCUAGUUUGGGAUGUUUUGUGCUGAGUACAAGAGGGUUGGUGCUUGUCCUGUUGCUGGUAAAGUUUGCAUUAAUCGCACCACUAUCUCCAAUCUGUAGAUUUCAAAUGAUUGUAUCCGAUUGGUAUCAAAUGUGGCUUUGUAUAUGCCACUAUGCAACAUCUCUUAACAUUCUGGAAGUAAGGCACACUUUGGUAGCCAAGCACUAGUAGUUUAGUACCCCAAAGAUGAGUGCCAAUGACUUCUAAUAAACUAUCAACUUUAAAAACAAAAAAAA
Messenger RNA from Amblyraja radiata (thorny skate), 2405 nucleotides. RefSeq names its product RAB5C, member RAS oncogene family (gene rab5c). Bases 278 to 928 code for a protein of 216 amino acids. Gene Ontology annotation, molecular function: GTP binding; GTPase activity. The record is from RefSeq and is a predicted model, not a curated record. The transcript has 6 exons. NCBI's taxonomy places the organism in Eukaryota, Metazoa, Chordata, Chondrichthyes, Rajiformes, Rajidae.